Molecule: messenger RNA, 3036 nt
Organism: Symbiodinium sp. CCMP2592
Lineage: Eukaryota; Dinophyceae; Suessiales; Symbiodiniaceae
Source: the annotation of a GenBank genome assembly
AUGGCCGUUGUCAUCGGGGAUUCGCCUCCGGCCCCGCGAAGAGCGCGGCGUGUCACAUCGGCUUGGUCUGCCGAGCCGGCAGCAGCUGUUGAGGACUUGAAGGAGUUUCGCAAGGAGGCCCGGCGUCUGCCUGAAGCCGGUGUCGUGGAAACUGGCGAUUUGGUCGUUGUUGUGGAGCCUUCGAGAAGUUGGCAUGGCAGAGUCUGCAUGACGGUCUUUGCAGAUGCGGGAGCGACUCUUUGGCUGAAGAAAGUUGAGGAUGUGGAGCUCUCGCUGAACAAACUGUCUGCGGAGGUUUGCACUCUCCCAAAAAGAGGCCGCGAGACAGAAGCCAAGGCGUUGAAACGCCGCGACGUUGUGCGGUUGCCGUGGCCGGGGCUGCGCAGGCCGCCACCGCCGAUGACAGAGCAACAUUACAUGGCUCAGGAUUGGGACAAGCUGUCGGACAAGCGCUUCAGUCCCGGGAGGCUCAGUGCGACCUGGGACAACAUGGACGCCCCGUCGCGGCGGAAGUACCGCGGCGCCUCGGUAGCGGCCAUUGAGGUGUAUCAGCAGGUUGCCCAGUGGCGGCAUCGCAUGCAUGCCCUGCUCAAGGAGCUGCUGGAUGUGGCGCCCAAGCCGCAGGUAAAUGCCUACAUGCUGUACACGAUGGAGAAGUCGAAGAAGCCGGCGGAGCCACUGCCACCGUGGCAAGACGUCAAAGAGGAGCCGCGGAAUAUCAGAAGCUUGUCGUGCGGCGGAAUCAACAGUUGCAGCUCGGCACCGGAGUUUUACCCACAUGUGGUGCAGCUAGUGCUGGAGCUUUGUUCCCGAUGCGAGAAGCUGCGUGUCUUGAAGCUCUACAAAAAUGACAUCAAUGAUGAUGGUGCGCAGGCACUGAGCCGCUUCGUGCGCAAGUGUUACACACUCGAAGAGCUCCACCUCUCCCACAACCGCUUCACCGAGCGGGGUGUCGAGUUGCUGGUGAGAGCUGCCGAAGAGGCACGGACCCAGGCCAAAUCUAGUGUUCCUAUGUGGACGCGCCUGGAGCAGAACGAGGUCAAGAACCCCGACAAGGUACUGGAAUAUUUGGAAAAGGAGUACAGUGCAUUGGAGCUCAGUCUGUGGCAGGAAGCACCGCGACCUGUGCUCGACAAAGCACUGUCAUUACGGGGCCAAGGCCUCUUGAUUAACCGUGAUCUGAAGCGGGAUAUCGUCAUCGGACUAUCGGUAUUGGAGAGCGUUGCCAGGGGUGCCGAAAGCGGGCCAUCAGAGGCCUCGCCUGCCCGUGCCUCGGGCUGCCAGGCCCUUCGCGACGGAGAGGAAGAGGAUCGUCUCUCGACGGCAGCGCCGUCACUUUGUGACGACCGCGAGGAUGCUACGACGAGGUGGGCAGAUGUUGCCGACGUCGACUGCAAUUUUCUGUCAGCUGAGAAGGCUCCACAGAGCCGACGCUGGGCUGACCUUUGUGACUCGGACGAGUCAGACGACGAGCAAGAUCAGGCACAAUCCUCGUCUGCGCCUCCCAGGGAGUCCCAGGGAGAAUCGAAGGUGUCUUCCCCUGCUAAGCCGCGAUGGGCAGAUCUCGCAGAAGACCUUGACCAGCAGGAGACCACAGCAUCAACAAGCUCGCAUGCUGUGACUCAAAGCCCGCAAGCAUCUGAAGACGAAGGCUGGGGCUACAAGUCCUCCAAGUGGUGGAAGAACUCGCGCGCGGAUGAUUCAAAAGCAACAUCGUCUGCAGCGGCCUACGACUACGACUACGGUGCUUACGGCAGAAAGUCCCAGUGGCGCCCGGCCGGCGAGUCCUACAGUCAGGCGCAAGGUCAUCGACAAACAUGGUGGUCUGGCGGAGGCUGGCAGUACGAGAAGCCCUCGUACGCACCGAAAGGGAAAGGCAAGGGCAAGGCCGCCGGCAAGGGCGGUGGCAAGGCGAGCAGCAAGGGAGGAGGUGGUGGAGGAGGCGGCUCUAAGUGCCAGUGCCAGUACAUCAUUGGCAUUGAAGAGGAGGGCCGCUUCCGGGUAUGCCGACGACUGCUUGGUCAGAAGGGCCAGCACAUGAAGGACAUCGCCGAGAAGACAGGCGCCAAGCUCCGCCUCCGUGGCCGUGGUUCCAAAUUUCUCGAAGGUCCGGAGCAGAAGGAGUCUUCGGACCCUUUGAUGCUUUGUGUCAGCGUGCCCGACCCCGCCUCCUACGAGGAAGCUAAGCACUUGGUCUCCUCCUUGUUGGAGGACAUCUACGUUCAGUACCGCGAGUUUCAGCUUUCCGAAGGACUGAAGCCGAAGAACCUGCAGGUGAACUUGCAUGAAGGUACAGUACCUGUGAACUGCGCAUGUAUCACAGACUUGCCCGCCGAACACUUGCGCGGGGAAGGCCAUUCCACAAGUGCUGAGUAUGGUAACUCCCUCGCCGCCAUGUGCGCACCGGAGGGGUUCACCUUCCGCACUUUCAUUUUCAGCGAGAUGCCGGAGUUCGGGCAGGCGAACAAUGACGGCCCACGGAAGCGGAAAUGGGCGCCGCCUCCAGAGCCCGUGGAAGACACCGACCCCUGGAAGGACACAGACUGGCGCGAAGGUCGUGAUGAUUGGUUCGAUGGUUGCCCGGAGGCCUUCCGGAAGGUUCCAGAAUGGGAAGAGCCGGCCAAAAAGAAGUGGCGCACGGAGGAGGAGGAGGACUGGGAUGGGACCGGCGAGCCGCGUCCUUCGGGUGUUAAGAUGUCUGGUGGCAUCUUCAUGCGCGCGAUGGGUGCCAUCGUUGCGAAGAAGGACGACGACGACGGAGCCAGGCCAGAGAAUGAACCAUCCAAGCCGAGUCGACCGCCUCGAGUACCGAACAAUGUGGCAAGCCGCACGUUGAGCCAGCUGGGCGUGCUUGCAGGCGAGCGACGAAAAGCCAAGGUACUGUUGAAGGAAGCUCCGAGAGGGCCCGUCAAGAAGGAGGCAACCUGGUCGGUUUGUCGGAUGCGCUGUCAGAUGCCGACUUUCCACCAACACGCCGGUAACACUGCUCUUGACUCACGGGGACAUUUGUGCAAAGUGCUUAGAUGUCAAGGAUGA